UUGACUUAAUCCGAUUCAAAAUAUUCUUAACGCAAUGAUCGAUUCAUAAAAAGUGUUUUAAUUGUUCAAGAAAAAAUAUAUUCAUCAUUAAUGGAACCACGACGAAAUGCCAUUGAGACUCCAGGCUAUGCCCCCUAUGCGGUAGACCCAGUUGCACCCUCCCCGGAGGUUGAUGGCCCAGAACUGAAAAACUUAGUCAUCAUCCCCCGGAGUCAGUGGUGCAAAAUACCGCCGAAAUGGAAGGACCCGUUGGCAACCCCCGUGUCCUACGUCUACUCCACGUUCACUAGGAAGUCACACUGCUUCAGCCACGACCAAUGCUUCGCGGAACUUCAGUACCUUCACUACCGUAGUACCAAGUAUGGGGACAAACCGGACAUUGUGUAUAAUUUCCUGAUCGGUGGGGACGGAACCGUGUACGAGGGGAGAGGGUGGACAGCCAAUGUAAACCUACCCAAAAGAUACCAGACUAUACAGAACCAGUGCAUCUCCAUAGCAAUGAUGGGAACAUUCCAGUAUCGACCUCCUUCAGCAGCGAUGAAAAAGGCCCAAAACAUGUUAAUAAAGUACGGAAUGGAUAAUAAUUAUAUUAAGAAAAAAAUUACACAUUUUACAACAUAAAGUGUGUGGAG
Molecule: messenger RNA, 632 nt
Organism: Macrosteles quadrilineatus (aster leafhopper)
Lineage: Eukaryota; Metazoa; Arthropoda; Insecta; Hemiptera; Cicadellidae
Product: peptidoglycan recognition protein 1-like
Exons: 4
Coding region: 91-621 (176 amino acids)
Biological process (GO): peptidoglycan catabolic process
Molecular function (GO): N-acetylmuramoyl-L-alanine amidase activity; zinc ion binding
Source: RefSeq, a predicted model, not a curated record